Molecule: messenger RNA, 1585 nt
Organism: Engraulis encrasicolus (European anchovy)
Lineage: Eukaryota; Metazoa; Chordata; Actinopteri; Clupeiformes; Engraulidae
Product: cytochrome P450 2K1-like
Exons: 9
Coding region: 1-1455 (484 amino acids)
Biological process (GO): xenobiotic metabolic process
Cellular component (GO): cytoplasm; intracellular membrane-bounded organelle
Molecular function (GO): oxidoreductase activity, acting on paired donors, with incorporation or reduction of molecular oxygen, reduced flavin or flavoprotein as one donor, and incorporation of one atom of oxygen; iron ion binding; heme binding
Source: RefSeq, a predicted model, not a curated record
AUGGAUAUACAAGAAAAACUUCUCCAGCUCCCUUUCACAUUUCAAGUGCUCGUUGCUGUGUUUGUGUUGCUGCUGAUCUAUCUGAACUAUACGGGUGUAAGCAAGGUGGAGAGAGGACAAGCACCUCCGGGGCCAAAACCACUGCCUGUUCUUGGAAACAUGCUAUUGCUAAACCUGAAGAGGCCAGAUGAUUCACUUUGUGAGCUUUCCAAGAAGUAUGGGUCUGUCUUCACCAUUUACUUUGGUCCUAAGAAAGUGGUCGUCUUAGCAGGAUACAAGACUGUGAAGCAAGCACUUGUUAACCAUGCAGAAGCAUUCGGAGAUAGAGAAUUACCACCCAUUGUUAAAAACGUUUUCAAAGGUCAUGGCAUCGUUUUUUCAAAUGGGGAGAACUGGAGAGACAUGAGGCGUUUUGCCCUCACAAACCUCCGGAAUUUUGGAAUGGGAAAAAGAAUGGGCGAGGAAAGUAUCAUAGAGGAAGCUCAACAUCUCAUCCGCUCCUUUGACAAUUUUAAAGGUACAGCAUUUGAUACAGGAUGGCCUGUCAACUAUGCAGUCUCCAACGUCGUCUGUGUCAUUGUGUACGGCAGGAGAUUUGCAUACGAUGACCCCAGGUUUCAGGCCGCCAUUGGCAGAUGCAAGAACAACACUCAACUUUUUGGUUCUCCGUAUGUGCUGCUCAACAACUCGUAUCCAUGGUUGAAGCCACUGCUGAAGGAUGUGCGGGACCUCAUUGGUCUUACAGACCAAACCAAUGAGAUUCAGGGGUACAUCACCAGCAGAAAGGAGACAUCCGAUAAAUCGGACCAAAAUACUACCCCGUUCCAUGACAAUAACUUGCUGUUCAGUGUAGUCAAUCUGUUUGGAGCAGGCACUGACUCCACUGCCACCACCAUUCGUUGGGGACUGCUGCUGAUGUCCAAGUAUCCCCAUAUACAAGACAAAGUCCACGAGGAAAUUGACAGGGUGAUCGGUGGCAGACAGCCAGUGGCGGAGGACAGGAAGAGCCUUCCCUACACUGACGCAGUCAUCCACGAGACGCAGAGAUUUGCUGACAUUGUCCCCUUGCCCGAUACACACAUCACCAACUGUGAUGUCCACUUUCAGGGAUUCUUCAUAGAAAAGGGGACACCUGUUCUUCCUCUGCUCUCGUCAGUGUUGAGGGAUGAGUCUGAAUGGGCCAAUCCCUACACGUUCCACCCAGAACACUUCCUGGAUGACCAGGGACGCUUCGUCAAGAGAGACGCCUUCAUGCCCUUCUCAGCAGGACGAAGGGCUUGUGUGGGAGAGAGUCUGGCCAGGAUGGAACUCUUCAUCUUCUUCACCUCUCUCCUUCAACGCUUCCGCUUCACUGCGCCCCCUGGUGUCUCGGAGGAUGAACUGGACCUCACGCCAGUGGUGGGAUUAACAGCUAACCCCACUCCUCAUAAGCUAUGUGCACUGGACCGCUCCUAAGUGUCUCAUUGCGUUUUAAUCAGACACGGAUAACUCGAUGCAGUGGUCAAUAAAGAGAGGUUCCUUUCAGGAAAACCUCUUUUGGCCAUAAUGCGUUAUGGAAUGGCCUGAUAUGCAUUAUGGAACUCAA